Messenger RNA from Pteronotus mesoamericanus, 1644 nucleotides. RefSeq names its product TNF superfamily member 13 (gene TNFSF13). Gene Ontology annotation, biological process: immune response; positive regulation of isotype switching to IgA isotypes. The record is from RefSeq and is a predicted model, not a curated record. Gene Ontology annotation, molecular function: receptor ligand activity; tumor necrosis factor receptor binding. Gene Ontology annotation, cellular component: membrane. NCBI's taxonomy places the organism in Eukaryota, Metazoa, Chordata, Mammalia, Chiroptera, Mormoopidae. Bases 225 to 977 code for a protein of 250 amino acids. The transcript has 6 exons.
GAGGGUCUUAAGACAACACUGGCCCCACAGAGAAGUGCCAGGAGCACCAACAGUGUCCCUAGCUUGCUUUCCUCCUCCCUCCUUUUUAUUCUCAAGUUCCUUUUUAUUUCUCCCUUGCGUAACGCCCUCCUUCCCUUCUGCACCACUGCCUGCACCCCCACCCUCUCUGCCACCUCUUUGCCAUCCACUCCUGAGGCCACAGCUGUUGGCAGGGUCCCCAGCUCAUGCCAGCCCCAUCGCCUUCCUUUCUAACCCCCAAAGGGCCACUGGGAGACAUGGGGGACCGGGUCCGGGAGCCGGCACUCUCAGUUGCCCUCUGGUUGAGUUGGGGGGCAGCUCUGGGGGCUGUGGCUUGUGCUAUGGCUCUGCUGACCCAACAAACAGAGCUGCAAAUCCUAAGGAGAGAGGUGACCCGGCUGCAGAGGACUGGAAGGCCCUUUGGAAAUGGGGAAGGGUAUUCAUGGCUGAGCCUCCGGGAGCAGAGGCCUGAUAGCCUGGAAGCCCUGGAGGACGGGGAGAGAUCCCGGAGAAGGAGAGCAGUGCUCCCCCGUAAUCAGAAGAAGAAGCACUCAAUUCUGCACCUUGUUCCCAUUAACAUUACCUCCAAGGAGGACUCUGAUGUGACAGAGGUGAUGUGGCAACCAGCUCUUAAGCGUGGGAGAGGUCUGGAGGCCCAAGGAUAUGUUGUUCGAGUCUGGGAUGCUGGAGUUUAUCUGCUGUACAGCCAGGUCCUGUUUCAUGACGUGACUUUCACCAUGGGUCAGGUGGUGUCUCGGGAGGGCCAGGGAAGGCAGGAGACUCUAUUCCGGUGUAUACGAAGUAUGCCCUCCAACCCAGACUGGGCUUACAAUAGCUGCUACAGUGCAGGUGUCUUCCAUUUACACCAAGGGGAUAUUCUGAGUGUCAUAAUCCCCCGAGCAAGGGCGAAACUUAGCCUUUCUCCACAUGGAACUUUCCUGGGGUUUGUGAGACUGUGACUGUGUUUAUAAAGGUGGUUCUGGGUUUGGAAGACCAGGGUGGGUACAUAUGGGAGACAGCCAAAAGCUGACCAGACAAAGGACAGGGAAUGAGAAGGAACAGAGGCUUCUUCUGGGUUUAACUGGAACCCUGAGCUUGACAACUCAUGACUGUCUGUUCCUCCCUUUUCCCCUUUUGCCCCCAACCCUUUGACUUCGAUUUCAUGAAUAUUAAGGAUAUAGAAUAUCUUGCUUUUCUCUCCCGUCUAGCCCCAAAUUCUCGGGGCUGUGGAGGAGUGAAGAGAAAAUGCCAGGCAUUGUCUAGACCUGCUUCGGGUCCCACUGGAAUGCUUCCAGAACAGCACCACCAUCUAGCGGCAGUUUGAAAGAAUCAUCCUGUCAGUUGGCACAAGUCCACAAAGCUUCCCUACACUCAGGAAAACUCCUGGUUCCGUAUGCCACACCUCCCUCGAGGAACCCACUGUCUCUUCACCCCUCAAAAGGCCUCAUCCUCAUGUCCACAUUACUCUUUGGGUCCCCAGUUUUGCCUUUCAUGCUCUGCAUUCCCCUGGCGUGGCAGGCCACUCUAAGCCCCUCUGGGCUGAGACAGGUCGCCGGGGAGUCUUGGAGGAACCGUACGGCCUGAUGUUCGUCCUGAUGCACUCCUGAGCCCAUCUUUCUGCUCAAG